ACUCCGCACUGUGCACAGCCAUCUCAAACCUGAUUGCUCAGCGCAUCUGAAGAAUGGCAAAUGAGAGAAGGAAGAGCAAGCACUAGUGGCGUUUGAUAAUUGAUGAUUUGAGGGUUUCAAAGAGCUAGAGGGGAGGCUGCUAUGAGGGUUUUCAAAAGACUCAGCUCAAACCUUGUUCAAGAAACUCUAGGAUCAAGAACAUCAAGAUUCGUCACAAAAAGAUGUUUUGUACCAUUCAAUUUAUCUGAUUCUUCUGUAAAUGAAGUCCCUGUUCUUGACCCAUCUUCCCAGAGUCAUGGCAUUCACGUUUUUAAGUGCCCAGAUGAUGUGGGGAUUGUUGCUAAAUUAUCUGAUUGUAUUGCAUCUAGAGGUGGGAAUAUACUUGCGGCCGAAAUUUUUGUGCCCCAUAAGAAACACACCUUCUAUUCAAGAAGUGAGUUUGUCUUUGACCCUGCAAAAUGGACACGGGCACAAAUAGACGAGGACUUCCUCAACUUGUCCACAAGGUUUAAAGCAGUUAGAUCCAUUGUUCGGGUGCCUGACCUAGAUCCAAAACAUAAGAUUGCCAUUCUUGCUUCGAAGCAGGACCACUGUCUUGUUGAUAUGUUGCUUGGAUGGCAGGAUGGAAGACUUCCUGUUGAUAUAAAAUGUGUCAUAAGCAACCAUGAGAGAGGUCCAAACACCCAUGUCAGGCGAUUUCUCGAAAGACAUGGAAUACCGUACCAUCAUGUAGACACAACUAAAGAAGACAAAAGUGAAGAAGGAAUAUUGGAUUUGGUUCAGGAUACUGAUUUUCUGGUACUUGCGCGAUACAUGCAGGUAUUGUCUGGUAAUUUCUUAGAAGCCUACGGAAAGGAUGUGAUUAACAUACAUCAUGGCCUUUUGCCAUCAUUCAAGGGUGGGAACCCUAGCAAACAGGCUUUUGAAGCUGGCGUGAAAUUGAUUGGUGCAACAGCUCACUUUGUCACUAAAGAACUUGAUGAAGGUCCUAUCAUUGAACAGAUGGUUGAUACAGUUUCACAUAGAGACAAUUUGCCAAGCUUUGUUCAAAAAUCACAGAAUCUUGAGAAACAGUGCCUUGCAAAAGCCAUAGAAUCCUACUGUCAACUGCGAGUCUUACCCUACGAGCAAAACAGGACUGUUGUGUUUUAAGAUUACGAGGAGAUAAGUAAAAUUUAGAAAGAUUUUGGAGCAUUUAUCUAAUUCAUCUGUACCUAAUUAUUUAUGUACUGCAAACUCCAUUAUUUACUGCAAGUCGCGAUAUCAAUAAAAAGUUCAAUGCUUACUGCA
Messenger RNA from Daucus carota subsp. sativus, 1290 nucleotides. RefSeq names its product formyltetrahydrofolate deformylase 1, mitochondrial. Gene Ontology annotation, molecular function: formyltetrahydrofolate deformylase activity. Lineage: Eukaryota; Viridiplantae; Streptophyta; Magnoliopsida; Apiales; Apiaceae. Bases 142 to 1152 code for a protein of 336 amino acids. The transcript has 8 exons. Gene Ontology annotation, biological process: 'de novo' IMP biosynthetic process. The record is from RefSeq and is a predicted model, not a curated record.